CGGGCAGGUAGCGCGCUUCCGCGGCUUCCCUCACCCCCCCUCCCUGCCCCCAUUGGUAGGGGCUGCGGGUCCGGGCGGAAGUGGGGCAGGGGGGCGGGAGCGAGGCGUCACCGUUGUAUAUUCAUGAGGCGCGCGCAGCUCGGCAUGCUAAUGAGGCGGGGCGCGGCGGCCGGCUGAGGAGCUGCUGGGCGGCGGCGGCUACUGGCGUGGAGCAGCCGGGCGGGAGCGGCGUAGGUACAGGGUCACUGGUGAGCGCGAAUCAGGACAUGGAGCCGUCCGGCGGGGCCCUGGGGCCCGGACGCGGGACCAGGGACAAGAAGAAGGGCCGGAGCCCGGAUGAGCUGCCUGCGACGGGCGGCGACGGCGGCAAAUCCAAGAAAUUCACUUUGAAGCGGCUCAUGGCAGAUGAGCUGGAGAGAUUUACCAGCAUGAGAAUUAAGAAGGAGAAGGAAAAACCCAAUUCUGCUCAUAGAAAUUCUUCUGCCUCUUAUGGGGAUGACCCAACAGCACAGUCCUUGCAGGAUAUUUCUGAUGAGCAAGUUCUAGUUCUCUUUGAACAGAUGCUGCUGGAUAUGAACCUGAAUGAGGAAAAACAGCAACCUUUGAGAGAGAAGGACAUUGUCAUCAAGAGGGAGAUGGUGUCCCAGUACUUGCACACUUCCAAGGCUGUGAGUCUUGGGGGCAUGAGCCAAAAGGAGAGCUCUAGAUCUGCCAUGAUGUACAUUCAGGAGUUGAGAUCAGGCUUGCGGGAUAUGCCUCUGCUUAGCUGCCUGGAGUCCCUUCGUGUCUCUCUCAACAACAACCCUGUCAGUUGGGUACAAACAUUUGGUGCUGAAGGUCUGGCCUCUUUAUUAGACAUCCUCAAACGACUUCACGAUGAGAAAGAGGAGACUGCUGGGAGCUACGAUAGCAGGAACCAACAUGAGAUCAUUCGCUGUUUGAAAGCUUUUAUGAACAACAAGUUUGGAAUCAAAACCAUGUUGGAGACAGAAGAAGGAAUUUUACUGCUGGUCAGAGCCAUGGAUCCUGCUGUUCCCAACAUGAUGAUUGAUGCAGCUAAACUGCUUUCUGCUCUUUGUAUUCUACCACAACCAGAGGACAUGAAUGAAAGGGUUUUGGAGGCAAUGACAGAAAGAGCUGAGAUGGAUGAGGUGGAACGUUUCCAGCCGCUGUUGGAUGGAUUAAAAAGUGGGACCUCCAUUGCACUCAAGGUGGGAUGCCUACAGCUGAUCAAUGCUCUCAUCACUCCAGCUGAAGAACUUGACUUCCGAGUUCACAUUAGAAGUGAACUGAUGCGAUUAGGGCUGCAUCAGGUGUUGCAGGACCUUCGAGAGAUUGAAAAUGAUGAUAUGAGAGUGCAACUAAAUGUGUUUGAUGAACAAGGGGAAGAAGAUUCCUAUGAUCUGAAGGGACGGCUAGAUGACAUUCGCAUGGAGAUGGAUGACUUUAGUGAAGUCUUCCAGAUUCUGUUAAACACAGUGAAGGACUCAAAGGCAGAGCCACACUUCCUGUCCAUUCUUCAGCACCUGCUGUUGGUCCGAAAUGACUAUGAGGCCAGACCACAGUACUAUAAGUUGAUUGAAGAAUGUAUCUCCCAGAUAGUUCUUCAUAAGAAUGGAGCUGAUCCUGAUUUCAAAUGCCGGCACCUCCAGAUUGAUAUCGAGGGAUUGAUUGAUCAAAUGAUUGAUAAAACAAAAGUGGAGAAAUCUGAAGCCAAAGCUACAGAGCUGGAAAAAAAGCUGGACUCAGAGUUAACAGCCCGACAUGAGCUACAAGUAGAAAUGAAAAAGAUGGAAAGUGACUUUGAGCAGAAACUUCAGGAUCUUCAGGGAGAAAAGGAUGCAUUGGAUUCUGAAAAGCAACAAAUUGCCAUAGAGAAACAAGACCUUGAAGCAGAGGUGUCCCAGCUCACAGGAGAGGUUGCCAAGCUGUCAAAAGAACUGGAAGAUGCCAAGAAAGAAAUGGCUUCUCUCUCUGCCUCAGUUGUUGCUAUAGCUCCUUCUGUUCCUAGUAGUGCCACUGUUCCUCCUGCCCCUCCUCUACCUGGUGACUCUCGAAUGGUUAUUCCACCUCCAGCCCCUCCUUUAUCAGGAGGGGUUAGUAUACCACCCCCACCUCCUCUUCCUGGAGGUGCUACCAUUUUUCCUCCUCCACCUCCACCUGCUCCUCCUUUGCCUGGAGUUGUUUGCAUCCCUCCACCCCCUCCUUUGCCUACAGGUACUGGCAUCCCUCCUCCCCCUCCUUUGCCUGGAGGUGCUGGCAUCCCCCCUCCACCUCCCUUGCCUGGAGGUGCUGGCAUCCCCCCUCCACCUCCCUUGCCUGGAGGUGCUGGCAUUCCCCCACCACCUCCAUUGCCUGGAAGUACUAGCAUCCCUCCACCACCUCCCUUACCUGGGGGUGCUUGCAUCCCCCCACCUCCUCCCUUGCCUGGAGGACCAGGAAUGCCACCUCCCCCUCCUCCUCUUCCUGGUGGUCCUGGAAUCCCUCCACCACCUCCAUUUCCUGGUGGCCCUGGCAUUCCUCCACCUCCACCUGGAAUGGGUUUGCCUCCGCCUCCCCCCUUUGGAUUUGGGGUACCAGCAGCCCCAGUUCUGCCAUUUGGAUUAACUCCCAAAAAGAUUUAUAAGCCAGAGGUGCAGCUCCGGAGGCCUAACUGGUCUAAGUUUGUGGCUGAGGACCUUUCCCAGGACUGCUUCUGGACAAAGGUGAAGGAGGACCGCUUUGAGAACAACGAACUUUUCGCCAAACUUACUCUUACCUUCUCUGCCCAGACCAAGACUUCCAAAGCCAAAAAGGAUCAGGAAGGUGGAGAAGAAAAGAAAUCUGUACAAAAGAAAAAAGUAAAAGAGUUAAAGGUGUUGGAUUCAAAGACGGCCCAGAAUCUCUCAAUCUUUUUGGGUUCCUUCCGCAUGCCCUAUCAAGAGAUUAAGAAUGUCAUCCUGGAGGUGAAUGAGGCUGUUCUUACGGAAUCUAUGAUCCAGAACCUCAUUAAGCAAAUGCCAGAGCCAGAGCAGUUAAAAAUGCUAUCCGAACUGAAGGAUGAAUAUGAUGAUCUGGCCGAGUCAGAGCAGUUUGGUGUGGUGAUGGGCACAGUGCCCCGCCUGCGGCCUCGCCUCAAUGCCAUUCUCUUCAAGCUGCAAUUCAGUGAGCAAGUGGAGAAUAUUAAGCCAGAGAUUGUUUCUGUCACUGCCGCAUGUGAGGAAUUACGCAAGAGUGAGAGCUUCUCUAGCCUCCUGGAGAUAACCCUCCUUGUUGGAAACUAUAUGAAUGCUGGCUCCAGGAAUGCUGGAGCUUUUGGUUUCAACAUCAGCUUCCUCUGCAAGCUUCGAGACACGAAAUCCACAGAUCAAAAGAUGACAUUGUUGCACUUCUUGGCUGAGUUGUGUGAGAAUGACUAUCCUGAUGUCCUCAAGUUCCCAGAUGAGCUUGCUCAUGUGGAGAAAGCCAGCCGAGUUUCUGCUGAAAACUUGCAAAAGAACCUAGAUCAGAUGAAGAAACAGAUUUCUGAUGUGGAACGUGAUGUUCAGAAUUUUCCAGCUGCCACAGAUGAAAAAGAUAAGUUUGUUGAAAAAAUGACUAGCUUUGUAAAGGAUGCACAGGAACAAUAUAACAAGCUGCGGAUGAUGCACUCUAACAUGGAGACCCUCUAUAAGGAGCUAGGCGACUAUUUCAUCUUUGACCCCAAAAAGUUGUCUGUGGAAGAAUUCUUCAUGGAUCUGCACAACUUCAGAAAUAUGUUUGUGCAAGCAGUAAAGGAGAACCAAAAACGACGGGAGACAGAAGAAAAGAUGCGACGAGCAAAACUAGCCAAAGAGAAGGCAGAGAAAGAGCGGCUAGAGAAACAGCAGAAGAGAGAGCAACUCAUAGACAUGAAUGCAGAGGGUGAUGAGACAGGUGUGAUGGAUAGUCUUCUAGAAGCCCUGCAAUCAGGUGCAGCAUUCCGUCGGAAGAGAGGACCCCGUCAGGCCAACAGGAAGGCUGGGUGUGCAGUCACAUCUCUGCUAGCUUCAGAGCUGACCAAGGAUGAUGCCAUGACUGCAGUUCCUAUCAAGGUGCCCAAGACCAGCGAAGGAGUCCCCACAAUCCUUGAGGAAGCCAAGGAGUUGGUUGGUCGUGCAAGUUAAACUGGGUCCCUGGGCCAUGGCAGCUCCUAAAUGGAGCCUGGAUUGUCCCGCCCUGCAGCAUGUGCCUAAAGGGUCUAGGGGAUAUUCCUCUGGGGCAACCACUUCCACUACCCUGACCCCAACUUUCUCUGGCCUGCUGCUCUCUGAACAUCACAUACAUCUUCAGCUGCCUGGAGACCAGAGGAAAGGGUCAUGUGGAAGAGGCCUGAGACCAACUCAGCCAGCCCUGGCUAUUGUAUUACCAAAGCAGGGGACCCAUUUGCUGCCUUAACCCUGUUUCCUCUGUUACUCAAGAGGGCCUUGUCUUAGACAAAGCGCAGCCUGCUUUCUCAGCCCAACUUUCUAUUGGGUAUGUUCGUAGGUCAGACUUGCUGAAUUUGUGCUUUUCUUUUGUGGUUUCUCUGGCCCUGAGAACAGCAUGGAGCUUAUGAACCUCUGGGCUAGAUCCUUCCCUUCAUUGCUGUCACCUAUGCUCUUCUCUUCCCUUCCUAGCUGUUGUUAUUUAUUAUUAGUGCUAUGGCAUUGGGAGCUGCUUCUAAGAAGGCCGGAGCAAAUCCCACCCUUACCCAUCUUCCUGGAAAAGGCUUCCCAAAAUAAAAAGGAUCUGUACCACUCUACUUGUUCCACUGUGGUCCAGGCCUGAGCCUGUGGACAGGUAGCUAUGGCAUAGUAACUGUACCGGGUCCAUCCCCCAGCCCAUUGCCAUGCCUUUUGCCUUUGCCUCCCUAGACCCUCUGUAUCAGCCUCCAGGAUACUGAGCCAGGGUGCCCCCCCCCCAAUCAUUCCUUCUGCAGAGUUUUGAUGCAUCUCAUUUGGAGUAUGGGCUAUAGUGUGACCAUCCCAACACCUCACCCCUAUCUCCAAGGAAAUGGGAGGUGGAGCCUCCUGGCUGAGAAAUUGUUUUGCAAAGGAUCUAUUUUUGUACGAAAAAAAUUUUUUAAAGAAAAAUAACUUCCUUCCCCUGUCCCCUCCAUAAUGUAAUAAGGUUUGAUGGUAGGUUCAGAGUUCUAGGGCUCUCCUUACAGGCCACAAUCCUGAACAUGCCCCUGGACCUUGGCCUCAGUUCUCAAGCCUUUUGGACUUUGAGACUUAGGUAGAACUCCCACCACCACCACCACCACCACCCUGCAGCACUUCUGGGGCAGGAGGAGCUUCUGGUUGGGCUGGGCCAGGCCCAAGAAUAAUAGGAGCUCUGAGGUUACAGUUUUUAUGAAUUUAAUAGAUUAUCAAGCCAAAUGUACAAAUGCUAACUGGGCACUGGGAAUCUGGCACAGGGGUUGCUUGCACAUACACCCUGUGCUCCCUUCUGAACAGUGGGCAGACCAAACUAUUUGGUGGCCCCAACCUCAGGAAGCUCAGAUUCUCUGGCUUAGGGUGACACUUCUGUCUCCCUUGUGCCACUUUGAGCCCAUCCCAGCUAGGGAGAGAGAAUGGUACUUUUAGAGAUUGGCCCAGAAUUAUAGUUAGAGAGCGGGGAGCUAAGGAAAUUUGAGGGGGCUUUGUGGCCAGGAAGGAGGGUUUUGGUUGUGUGUCCAGCUUGUGUCCAAAGGGGCAAAGGCAACUCUUCUGGGCUAUUUCAGGGAAGACUGGUGCAGGGGUCCUGUUGCUUCCCUGAGUCACCUUCUUCCUCUUGCUGGCUGACAUCUAGGGUUUUGAUUUGACCCUUUCUUUUUUAAUCUACUUUUGCUAAGAUGAAUUUAAUAAGAAAAAUUUUUUAAAAAGAGAGGAGUAUACAAAAUGCAAACCUGUUCCCUUGCCUCUUGGGCUUCUGGGAUGUCAUCACCUCCAGUUUGAUGGGUUUGUUUCCAACUGUUAAUAAAGCAUUGAAACAACAUCGCC
Messenger RNA from Ictidomys tridecemlineatus (thirteen-lined ground squirrel), 5963 nucleotides. NCBI's taxonomy places the organism in Eukaryota, Metazoa, Chordata, Mammalia, Rodentia, Sciuridae. The record is from RefSeq and is a predicted model, not a curated record.